AUGGGUGAGACAUUGGAAAAUCCUCAAAAAUGCUGCACCAACGAGACCAUACCUCAAAAAUUAAAAGUUCUUGCGAUUCAUGGAUACAGACAGAAUGGAUCAAUUUUUAGACAAAAAACUGGAUCUUUUCGUAAGAUGGUACACAAAUGGGCCGAAUUUACUUAUAUUACGGCACCACAUAAAGUUAGGCUAGUUGAUGAGUUGACUACAGGAGAUUCAGAAAUAGGACAAAGUAAAGAUGAAGAACAAUAUGGAUGGUUUUUUAAUAGAGACGAUAAAUCGUUUCGUGGAAUACGUAAAGGAGGGCCUGCUAUUGGUUUUGAUGAAAGUGCACAAUUAAUUGAAGAUAUUGUAAAGUCUGGGGGGCCUUUCGAUGGGAUUUUAGGAUUUUCACAAGGAGCAUGUUUUGUUGGUUUACUGUGUGACUUACAGCAAAGAGGAUUAUUAAAUUUUAAAUUUAAUUUUGCCAUUAUAUCCUCGGGAUUUAAAUCUGGCAGCUUACCUCAUUUAAAGUAUUACAGUGAUAUUCUUACCAUUCCUACUUUACAUAUUUUUGGUGAAAAUGAUCAAAUAAUUCCUACAGAAAUGUCUGAAGCUUUAAGUUACUGUUUUGAGGAACCAACGAUAGUUAAACACCCUGGUGGUCAUUUUUUGCCCGCUAGUCAACCUCAAAAACAUGAAUAUCAAAAGUUUUUUAAAUUACAAUUGUUAAGAAAACAGUAUGGUGAUCAACAAGUGGACGAGAAUAAUGUAUAA
Brassicogethes aeneus is the source of this 756-nucleotide messenger RNA. The record is from the annotation of a GenBank genome assembly. Lineage: Eukaryota; Metazoa; Arthropoda; Insecta; Coleoptera; Nitidulidae.